GAAACAUAAUUUAGCUUUUAAAAAACAUUUUUAACGAUUAAUUAUUGAUGCGUUACGUUUAUUAAAUUUUUUCCGUUCUUGUCCCAGACGAUAAAAGUGUACAUUUUGAUAGCCAAUUUGCAUCUGGAUCGGGACUUUGGCGAGGCGUAACUUAGCGACGGGGACUAUGGCAGCGAUCGUCCGGCGGAUCGGAGUGAUGGCGGUGGCGGUGCUUGCGGUGGUGGUUUUCCUUGUCCCGUCGGACGCUUCCGACGCCAAAAAGUUGUCUUUUGUCGAGAAGACGGUCAAGAAACACGAAAUCGUCAUCUUCUCCAAGUCCUACUGCCCGUAUUGCCGAAGAGCAAAAGGUGUUUUUAAGGAACUGGAAAAGGAACCUUAUGUUGUGGAGUUAGAUCAAAGAGAUGAUGGUCCUGAGAUUCAAGAUGCCUUGUCCGAGUUCGUCGGUAGGCGUACAGUGCCUCAAGUCUUCAUCCAUGGAAAGCAUUUAGGUGGCUCUGAUGAUACUGUGGAAGCAUAUGAAAGUGGGAAGCUUCAGACUCUUUUAGGUAUUGACACAACAGAAGAUCUUAGAUGAGGUUGUGCAUUCCAUUCCUACAAUCAUUACGUGGAUGUUGUAGGACUCCCAGAAUUUAUGGCUCGAUAUCACUACGAAAUCUUCAAGUUUAUAUGCCAACAAUGUCGACUCCUCAAGUGUAUGCUCGAUGAUCUUGUAAUCACAAUAAAUUUAUAGAAUGCUUCAUACCUAAUUUCGAAGAAAUAAACUGAAUUUUGCACAUUUUUUGUAAAAA
Molecule: messenger RNA, 788 nt
Organism: Zingiber officinale
Lineage: Eukaryota; Viridiplantae; Streptophyta; Magnoliopsida; Zingiberales; Zingiberaceae
Product: glutaredoxin-C8-like
Exons: 4
Coding region: 167-574 (135 amino acids)
Biological process (GO): cellular response to oxidative stress
Cellular component (GO): cytoplasm
Molecular function (GO): glutathione disulfide oxidoreductase activity
Source: RefSeq, a predicted model, not a curated record